UUGUCAGUUGCAUCGCGAAACUGCCUCGUAUCUCCCGGAGGGACGGUGUGGAGGCUGUGCUGGUGUGCCUUGGUUCACGUGACGUCAUUUCACCCAUCAAUAAAUGCUCACUUACCCAUCUUACACUUGCGCAUAUAUCGCCCUCACAGGCCACAACCACGGGGCAUGUUCCUUGAAAGCUUUCCGCCAGACACACACAAGUAUCCGCAUCGCACAGCAUAGCAUCACAUCCGUCAAGCAGUUCCGCUCCCAAUCAUGGCCGUCUCAACACCCACAUCCACCCUCUCCAACCUCAUCUCGCGGCUCCGCUCAAAACGAAAAUCAAAAUCAAAAUCAAAAUCAAAAUCAAAGGAGCAUAUAGAAUCAGAUACCCGCCCCCCGCUCAUCCCAACCCCCCUUCCCCUCGUCCUCCCCCACCACCAACACCUCCUACCCACCCUGGGCUGGACCACCCUCACGCUGCCCACCAACCCAGCGCAUCCGCUGCAGGCCGCGGCCCAAGCCCUCUUCCUCGCAGCGCAGCAGUUCUUCGACAGUCCCGACGCGGAAAAGGCGCAGUGGAAGCACCGUCUCGGCUCCGAGGAAGGGUGGUCCAAGAUCCCCGGGGAGAAGGAAUUCAUCACGCUGCGGACGGCGGCGUACUGUCCGGCUGUGCUGCGGGAGCCGGCGGCGCGGUACUGGGGGCUCAUGGGCGGCCACUUGGACUCGACGCUCGGCCGGAUUUCCGCGUCGCUCGGACUGCCUUCGGAUGACGGUGCGGGGCUGAGGAGGUUCGUCGGGCCGUGUAAGGCCAUGGGUGCCGCCGAGGCCGACAAGACGGCGUCCAUGUUGAGGAUCUUCAGGUACGAGGGGUGGGACGCCAAGGUGGUUGCGGAGCCGCAUGCGGAUUUGGGCCUGCUGAGCGCGGUGGUGGGCGAUGUGCCUGGGCUGGAAGUCUGGGGUGGGGAGGGCUGGGUCGGCGUCGAGAGGGGUUAUGAGGCUGGGGGCCGCCAGGCGACGUAUACCGUGGGGAGGACGCUGGAGAGGCUGAGCAAUGGAAGGUUUCCAGCGGGCGGGCAUCGGGUCGUGUCGUAUGGGGCGACUCCGACCGAGCAGCAAGAGGCGGGGGAGGUGAAGAAGAGGUAUAGGCACAGCAUUGUAUUUGUGCUGCGGGCGCAUGAGCCGGUUGUGGUGGAGAGCAAGGAGCUCGAGACGGCGAUUACGGGGCCGUGGGCCGUGCCGGUGGGUGGUGUGACGGCGGGAAAGAUGUACGAGGAGAUUCGCGGGCAGCACUUCAACAUCAACAUUGGGCAUGAGGAGCGGGAGAAGCAGCGGCGGAACGUGCGGGAGGGCAAGGCGGAGGGUAAGACACAGGCGGCUGGAUGAUGUUUACAUGUUGUUAAG
This is a messenger RNA of Paraphaeosphaeria sporulosa, 1383 nucleotides long. RefSeq lists its product as uncharacterized. The record is from RefSeq and is a predicted model, not a curated record. The transcript has a single exon. Bases 256 to 1365 code for a protein of 369 amino acids. NCBI's taxonomy places the organism in Eukaryota, Fungi, Ascomycota, Dothideomycetes, Pleosporales, Didymosphaeriaceae.